UCAAUGAAUGCUUUUCUUAUUGUAUACCUUUGUAUUCUAAUUAGUAAAGCACUAAUAAAUACCAUCCUGAAAUAUGUUUGGCAGCUUGAGCAAUAUCGUGAUGAACCUUGGUAUAAUAAGAAAACAGAAUCCGAAAGGAAAAGAAAUGUGUUUAUCGCAGCAUUUACAGAUUUUCUUUCUUUCAUGGUCCUUUUCAACUACAUCAUUCCUGUUUCUAUGUAUGUCACAGUAGAAAUGCAGAAAUUUCUUGGUUCUUAUUUUCUCACUUGGGAUGAAGAAAUGUUUGAUGAAGAAACAGGUGAAGGACCACUCGUGAAUACCUCUGAUCUUAAUGAAGAGUUAGGGCAGGUUGAAUAUGUCUUCACAGAUAAAACAGGGACAUUAACUGAAAACAAUAUGGAAUUUAUAGAGUGCUGCAUUGAGGGGCAUGUUUAUAUACCCCAUGUCAUCUGUAAUGGCCAAAUUCUCCAUGACUGUAGUGGAAUUGAUAUGAUUGAUUCAUCCCCAGGAGGAAGUGGAAAAGACCGAGAAGAGCUCUUUUUCCGAGCUCUAUGUCUUUGUCAUACAGUUCAAGUGAAGGAAGAUGAUACGGUAGAUGGAGUAAAGAAAGCUCAACUUUCAGGAAAAUCUUCUGUGUAUAUUUCAUCAUCCCCUGACGAAGUUGCUUUAGUUGAAGGAAUUCAGAGACUUGGUUAUACAUAUUUACGAUUGAAAGACAAUUUUAUGGAAAUUUUAAAUCGAGAAAAUGACAUUGAAAGAUUUGAACUAUUAGAAGUUCUUAGUUUUGAUUCAGUAAGAAGACGGAUGAGUGUGAUUGUAAAAUCAGCAAAAGGCGAAAUAUUUCUAUUUUGCAAAGGAGCAGAUUCUUCUAUAUUUCCUAGAGUUACAGAAGGAAAAAUAGAACAGAUAAGAUCAAGAGUUGAGCGAAAUGCCGUGGAGGGCUUACGAACGUUGUGUGUUGCAUAUAAAAAAUUCACAUACGAAGAAUAUGAGAUUGUGGAAAAACAGCUUCAAGUGGCAAAAAUAGCCCUUCAGGAUCGGGAAAAAAAACUGGCAGAAGCAUAUGAACAGAUAGAAGAUGGGCUUAUCUUGCUUGGGGCUACAGCAGUUGAAGACCGAUUACAGGAAAAAGCUGCUGAUACAAUUGAUGCUCUGCAGAAGGCUGGCAUUAAAGUAUGGGUUCUGACAGGAGACAAAAUGGAGACUGCUGCAGCAGCCUGCUAUGCCUGCAAGCUAUUCAGAAGAAAUACUCAAAUACUUGAAUUGACUACAAAGAAAAUAGAGGAGCAGAAUUUGCAUGAUGUAUUAUUUGAAUUGAGCAAAACUGUUCUAAAGCACAGUGGCAGCUUAACAAGAGAUAUCUACUCAGGGCUUUCAGCUGAAAUGCAAGAUUAUGGUUUAAUUAUUGAUGGAGCAGCAUUAUCAUUAAUAAUGAAACCACGGGAAGAUGGCAGCUCUGGUAACUACCGAGAAAUCUUCCUUGAAAUUUGUAGAAACUGCAGUGCAGUUUUAUGCUGUCGUAUGGCUCCUUUGCAAAAAGCACAGAUUGUAAAAUUAAUUAAAUGGUCAAAAGAACACCCCAUCACAUUAGCAAUUGGUGAUGGAGCAAAUGAUGUCAGUAUGAUAUUAGAAGCACAUGUUGGCAUAGGCAUUAUUGGAAAAGAAGGCCGUCAAGCAGCAAGAAACAGUGACUAUGCAAUAGCCAAAUUUAAACAUUUGAAAAAAAUGUUACUGAUUCACGGGCAUUUUUAUUAUGUCAGGAUAUCUGAACUGGUGCAAUACUUCUUUUAUAAGCCUUUAUAUGAUACUGCGUAUCUUACUCUGUAUAAUAUCAGCUUUACUUCACUUCCUAUUUUGUUAUAUAGUUUAAUGGAACAACAUGUGAGUUCUGAGACACUCAAGAGAAACCCUAUACUAUACAGGGAUGUUGCCAAGAAUGCUCACCUACGAUGGCGUACAUUCAUUUACUGGACAUUCUUGGGAGUUUUUGAUGCUGUCGUCUUUUUCUUUGGUGCCUAUUUCUUGUUUGACAAUUCAACUAUGACCAGCAAUGGGCAGAUGUUUGGAAACUGGACCUUUGGAACACUGGUGUUCACUGUAUUGGUAUUCACCGUUACAUUAAAGCUUGCACUGGAUACUCACUAUUGGACAUGGAUCAACCACUUUGUGAUCUGGGGAUCACUACUUUUCUACAUUGUCUUUUCUCUUCUCUGGGGCGGGAUCAUUUGGCCAUUUCUCAACUACCAGAGGAUGUACUACGUAUUCCUGCAGAUGCUAUCUACUGGUCCUGCUUGGCUGGGCAUUAUUAUGCUUAUAAUUGUUAGUCUUCUUCCAGAUGUCCUCAAAAAGCUUCUGUGCCAGCAGAUAUGGCCUACAGCAACAGAAAGAAUUCAGAAAACAUCCAACCCUGAGCAGGACGCUAUUUCAGAAUUCACACCUCUUGCCUCUUUGAAGAGACCAAAAUAUCGAAGUAAUGAAUGCAAGAAGUCCUCAGCAAAAAGGUCUUGUUCUAAAAAAAUAAUGUUCACACGCUGGCAAAACUAUGAUUAUUCAAUGCUCCCAUCUAUCUUUGGCUACUCUAACUAUUCCAAGCGUUGCAAUUCCAGCACACAGGACUACCACCAAAGUGCAGGUUUUGAAACAUCUCUGUGACAGAUCACCAACUCAAGCCUUUAAGAACCACAGCAACUCUUCCCACCCCUCCCCACCUGCAAAGGACCAUUUAAGAACUCAACCAGAAAAUCAUGACUUUUGCUGCCACAUGUAAGAUCCUGACAAGCCUGCUACAAAACCAGGAGUAUUGGUCUUUUUUUAAAAUGUUUUUGAACUAUUCAAACAAUGAAGUUAUGUACACAGUCUGGUACUGUGGAAAUAGUUCUAAUGCUAUUUUCAUUCUUCUCAGUCAAAAACUGUGUGUAUUACCUCCAUCAUCCCUUUUCGUUUUGUUCGAUGAGCCCUGCUUUGAUUUGUGACUAUAUCUGGAUCUGAAUUUUGAAAAAUGGUCAGUCAUAAACAAUGCUUUUGGAUGUUCAGUCAGCAAGUAUAUUCACUAAUGCUGCUUUUGACAGUCUUCGUCCUUUCUUUGCUUUUUCUCUGGGUGUUUCGGCUGUGCAAAUCAGCACACGGGAAACAGAUUCUAAUGUCUUUGUAUUGUCAGAACAGGACUAUAUGUGAUCUCAAAAUAUUCUUUUUUUUUUUUGCUAAAGACCAAUGCUUUUAAA
Messenger RNA from Thamnophis sirtalis, 3221 nucleotides. The record is from RefSeq and is a predicted model, not a curated record. Lineage: Eukaryota; Metazoa; Chordata; Lepidosauria; Squamata; Natricidae.